This is a messenger RNA of Malaclemys terrapin pileata, 2034 nucleotides long. It is a transcript of the gene SMOX, whose product is annotated as spermine oxidase. The coding region runs from base 115 to 1722 and encodes 535 amino acids. The transcript has 7 exons. The record is from RefSeq and is a predicted model, not a curated record. Lineage: Eukaryota; Metazoa; Chordata; Testudines; Emydidae. Gene Ontology annotation, molecular function: polyamine oxidase activity.
GAGCGGCAGAGCGCCGAGCGCCGAGCCGAGCCGAGCCGAGCUGGACAGGCUGCAGGAGCCCUUCGCCGCCGGCCCCCGCACAGCCAGAUUCCUUAGAAAGAGAGCUUGGACGGCAUGCAAAGUUGUGAAACAUCUUCAGACAGCACUGAUGAUCCUCUUAGUAGUGGCCUACGGAGAAAACGACAGCCUCGAAUAGUAGUUAUUGGUGCUGGACUUGCAGGCCUGUCAGCUACAAAAUCUCUCCUGGAAAACGGUUUCACGGAUGUAACAAUCCUUGAGGCGUCUGACCGAAUUGGAGGCAGAGUGCAAAGCGUCAAACUUGAGAACGCCACUUUUGAACUGGGAGCUACGUGGAUCCAUGGUUCAAAUGGAAACCCAGUCUAUCAUCUAGCAGAAGACAAUGGCUUACUUGAAGAGACCACUGAUGGUGAGAGAAGCAUUGGCCGUAUCAGUCUUUACUCCAAGAAUGGGGUGGCUUAUCACCUUACCAACAAUGGGCAGAGGAUUCCGAAAGAUGUGGUUGAAGAAUUCAGUGAUUUAUACAACGAGGUCUAUAACCUGACUCAGGAGUUCUUUCAACGUGGUAAACCAGUCAAUGCUGAGAGCCAGAAUAGUGUGGGCGUCUUCACACGGGAUGUGGUGCGCAAACGCAUCAAAGCCGAUCCAGAUGACUCGGAGACCACCAGGAGGCUAAAACUAGCCAUGAUCCAGCAAUAUCUUAAGGUGGAGAGCUGUGAGAGUAGCUCCCAUAGCAUGGACGAGGUCUCGCUCAGUGAAUUUGGAGAAUGGACUGAAAUCCCUGGGGCCCAUCACGUCAUUCCUUGUGGCUUUAUCAAGAUUGUGGAGAUCCUGGCCCAUUCCAUUCCAGAGUCGGUCAUCCAGCUCCGCAAGCCAGUCAAGUGCAUCCACUGGAACCAGUCGGUCAGCAAGGAGAUUGAGCGUGUGGCCGACCACAACAGCGACCGCCCCGAGGAGGACCAGGGCUACCAUGUCUUUGUGGAGUGUGAGGACUGUGAGUUCAUCCUCGCCGACCACGUCAUCGUGACCGUAUCGCUGGGGGUCCUGAAGAAGUACCAUGAAAGCCUGUUCCACCCUGGCCUGCCUGAGGAGAAGGUGAUGGCCAUUCAGAAACUGGGCAUUAGCACCACCGACAAAAUCUUCCUGGAGUUUGAAGAGCCCUUCUGGAGUCCUGAAUGCAACAGCAUCCAGUUCGUCUGGGAGGAUGAGGCAGAGAGUGAGAGUUUGACUUACCCUGAGGAGUUGUGGUACAAGAAGAUCUGCAGCUUUGAUGUCCUAUACCCACCGGAGCGGUAUGGCUAUGUGCUGAGUGGCUGGAUCUGCGGGGAGGAGGCUUUGAUCAUGGAGAAGUACGACGAUGAAACUGUGGCAGAAACGUGCACUGAGAUGCUGCGUAAAUUUACAGGGAAUCCAAACAUUCCGAAACCUCGCCGCAUCCUGCGGUCCUCCUGGGGCAGCAAUCCCAACUUCCGAGGAUCCUAUUCUUACACCCAGGUCGGGUCUAGCGGGGCUGAUGUGGAGAAGCUUGCCAAGCCACUGCCUUAUACGGAAAGCUCCAAGACGGUUCCUAUGCAGGUGAUGUUUUCGGGGGAGGCCACUCAUAGGAAGUAUUAUUCCACUACCCAUGGUGCUUUGCUUUCCGGCCAGAGAGAGGCUGCUCACCUCAUUGAAAUGUACCAAGACCUCUUACAAUGCAGGAACUGAAAGGCUUAAUGUUUGAGAAGAACCACUAACUCGUGAUACCUUUUACAGUUGUGUGUAGGUUUUUUUAAAUUAAUAGUAGAACAAUUUUUAUCUUUUUAUAUAAAAAAAGCCCUAACUGUUUAAAAACAUAGUCACCUGUAGCUUAUUUCCUUUACUGUAUUGUUAACAGAGGAGGGUGCUCUUUCUGUAUGGUAAACUUUGUGUGUGUGUGUGUGUGUGUGUGUCAUUUUAAUUGCACUUUCAGUGCCUCUUCAAUUUUUUUUUCUGUUUUGUAAGUGCCUUCUCUUCUAAAAUAAAUGUUGUAAUAAAAUA